This is a messenger RNA of Oppia nitens, 7061 nucleotides long. Its product is annotated as lysosomal-trafficking regulator-like. Gene Ontology annotation, molecular function: protein kinase binding. The record is from RefSeq and is a predicted model, not a curated record. Gene Ontology annotation, biological process: intracellular protein localization. Lineage: Eukaryota; Metazoa; Arthropoda; Arachnida; Sarcoptiformes; Oppiidae. Gene Ontology annotation, cellular component: cytosol; membrane.
AAUGGGGUUUCAAUUGACUGUCAAAGAGUUACUUAGUUUAUGAAUACAUUUGUAUGUAUUGACUGUGCAAUAGGUGUCAAACAAAACAUUGUUAUUGUGUUUACUAUUUAUUUGAUGUUUGAAUUGCGUUACAAUUGAUUGAAUAAAUUGAUUGCCAUUUAGUGGACAUUGACUUCAAAGUGAGUGUCGAGUCGUUAAUGACAUGACUUGAGUGAAGAAGACAUCGAAAGGAGAUAUGGUUUGCGAUAAGUGUCAGACAAAACUCGGUAAAGUGAUAACUCCGGACACGUGGAAAUCGGGCGCCAGAAAUACGACCGAGAGUGGCAACAGUCGUGCCAUAACAACAACUGAGUCUUCAAAAUGUUUGCCAUUCUUUAAAUACGCGGAAUUGUGUCGUAUUGUUGUCGAGUCGUUGACAUCAUCUGAUAAUAACGAGUUUCAUAACGACGAAGAUUUGUUGCAAAAUAUUUCAUCGAUUAUACAGAAACUACUGAAGAAUUGUCGCGAAAAUCCUAAAAAUUUGCAGAUUUUAUUUGAGAAGAACUUCAAUUCGUUAUUAUUAAAUGGAUUCAAUUGUCUCAUUAGGAAUGGUAUCAAAGAAUCACGAGCUGUCCAGUCGGCUAUUUUGGAUCUGUUUGUUGAGAUUUGUCGCCACAAGAUUAGUGCUGAUGAGUUAAAACUUUUUAUUAGUGCCUUUAAAGACAAUGGAUCUCAGUUAGACUUAUGUCUGAACGCAUUGUCGCAAAUUGUGUCCAUCAGAAGCUCAGAUUGUGUUUUAAAACCAAUGUAUUGGUUAUGCUUUCCAUUGGAACCGAUUCUGGUUUCUGCUCUUAACUCCAAUAAUCCAAUAAUCUCAUCAAAUGUUAGCCAAACGCGUCACUCGAUAGUCUACGACUCGAAGACAAAACCUAAUCAAAUCAGUUGGAGUUCAGCCGCCAUUGCAAUGCCGAUACCGAAAGCCGACGAACUGUUUGCCAGUUCUUGUAAAACAUUUUCAUUAGUUUUUUGGGCAUUUUUCGACAAAUACAGCAAUACUUUAGCUUCAAAUCAUAAUACCGAAUCAAAUGAUGAAAAUUUUACGAAUAAUUUAAAUGAAAUGAACGAAAAUCAGUGUAAAAGUUUUGAUACAAAAAUUCAUGUGAUAUCAGUUUCAUUUGAGUCAUCAACUAUUGAAAUCUGGUUUGAUAUACAACUGACACAAUUUGUAUAUAAGAUUUGCAAAGUGAUUAACGGCAGAAAUAUUGUGUGCGCUGAAGAAAGACAGACAACAAUUAGUGACAAUUUUUUAGACAAAUGGCAUCUCUUGAGGUUCAACUUUAAAGAAGUUUAUCUCAAAAGAUCUUCAUCUUUAUUGUCUAUAAGUCAAAGCACUGAUGGUGUGGACGAGCAUUCAGUUAAACUAAACUAUUCAAAUGUUAUCCCAAAACAUCCGCAAUCGGCGGCAGUAUUGUUGGGAUCAGUUCACAACAGUUGUUUUCAAUGGAAAUGUGGUAAUUUGAUGGUCUUUCGGACCACAUUAUCACUUGAGUCAACUCUCUACUUAUAUUGUUUAGGAUCUGAUUUCUCUAAUUUUUCUUAUUGUAAACUAAAUGAUAAAAAUAAUUCACUUUUGUUACCGAAAACUUUAUCCGACAAAAAUAUGGAAAAUAUUUUGUCAACAUUUCGACAAAUGUGUGAAACAGACAUAAGUAAUACACUUACAGAUAAUAUUAUGAUUGUAUAUAAACCAUCAAAAUGUGAUCACUUUUUGUUAUAUCCGAAACAAUCGGUUAUUAAUAAUACAAAUGUUGCCAAUUUUUCUAAAAUAUCAUUACCGAUGACAUCGAAACGUUUUUUAACAAAUAUAAAUCAGUUAAAUGUGUCGGAAAUUACCGAACAUAAAGUGCUCGAAUUUGGCCGAAUCGAGAGACACCACUAUUAUGGCUUUCAUAAGGCAGUGGCCGACUCGGGAGGAAUCAACAUAUUUUUGUUUCUUUUCGCUCAUAUUAUUGACAUUACAAACGAAGAGAAAUUGCAAUCAAAAGCAUUGGAAAUAUUGCUUAAAGUUUUUGAUUCACAUCAACAACACAGCGAUGUCUUUAUGAAUCAUUACGACAGUCUAUCGCUUAUAGGACAGGUUUUAGAGACCGAAAAAGCUAUUAUAACAUCAGAUAUUUUAAGAUAUUUUUUACAAUUUUCUGUUACAAAUUGUGAAUCGGAUGCCGUCAUCAUAUCGAGUGAAGCUUUUACAUCACUAAUCAAUUCAUGGAAAGCCUGGCACAGGAAUCCCAUUACAAGUAAAGCCUUGUAUCAAACCAUAUAUUCAUUGAUAUCAUAUACAAAUCCAUACAAAAAUUAUAAUAUUUUUCAAAUGAAAAGAGCAAAUGUUUUGCAACAGAUCUUACUUAUGACUCAAGAGAUGUACAUACAAAUGAAUGAUCAAAAUGAGUUGCAUUUAACUAAAGAGUCGCUGACAUCAGUGUUGAAAAUUUUGAAGAUUUUAAUUGGAAGACCUCCUGAUUUAUCACAAUUAAGUGAUGUUUUUGAUUGUAUUUUAUUACUACAUAGAGCUGAGACAGCUUUUAUAAGUCAAUCGCGAAACUCUUUCUAUUAUUUGUUCCCUUCGGUCUGGAAUAUGGAUAUCGAUGUUUCUCCACAAAAAAGUUCAUCAAAUUUAGAUUUGAAUGCCAUUGAUGUCGACGAAUGGGAAAUCAUUUCUGAAGAAGAGAUCUCAUUGACUGAUGAAGUGGUUGACGAUUGUUUGGAUCAGAUAACAGCCGGUCUGAUAGCAAUGAUUGGUGAAACAAUUGAUUGCAUGACUGAUGAUAUAUUAGACAAAGUGAUCGGACCUAUCAUUAAAUUAGAAUAUUUAGUUGUUUUGGCAAAUAAUAAAUCGUUUCGCGUUAGAGAAGCUGUUAUGUCAGUGAUUUAUAUAUGUAUCAAACGAUGUAAAUCAAGUUAUUGUAUUAAUCAGUUUAUUAAAGAUAAAGGUUUUCAUUUAUUGGCCAAUCAAUUACAUCGAUAUCCAUCGUCACCGAAGCUCAUGAAUGUCUGUCUCGCCAUUAUCUUAGAAGUGAACGAUUUGUCUGACUUUAAUUUGGAAAAUACUUUUGAAAUGAAAAAAGGUUUCACCGAAUGGCAAAGCGAUCUGUUUGUGCCAUUGUUUGCAAUUCUUCCGAAAUGCGUUUACGACAUCUCUUUGAGUCACAACGGAUUGCAAGCUUUCUAUCGUCUAAUGUCUUCAUUUAACAUAAAUUUUUAUAGAGAUCUCUAUGAAAAUGGUUUACUCGAGUGCUUAGCAAAAGUUAUUAUUUGUCAUAAUUCAUACAAACAAAAAUCAAAAUCCAAUGAUACCAUUGAUGGUUAUGAAGAAGAUUUAGUCAAUGAAGAUGUGAAUUGUAUUUUACGUGAGUUUUCGUCCGUGUUUUUCUUUGCCACCGGUGCUGCUAAUCAUCAAAUCUUUUGUAAUGCAUUACAAUUCUUCGCUCUCUUGGAAAAGAAGACACAAUCGAUUAAUAAGAUGGCGUUCAGAGACUGUCAAAUAGCCCUCUUUGAGGCCGCUUUUGAUUGUAUCCAAUAUAUUGCCGACGAAACCAAAUGUGUUCCUCACAAGAGCUCAAAAUUAGCUUUAGGUAAUAACACUGCGGAACUAUUUUUGAAUAUGUUUACAUUGCCUGAAGAUAACUAUGAGAGUGGAUCCGUUACCGCCAAUAACGAUACUUUUGAUUCGUCUUCAUUUACAAGUUUUGAUUAUUCAGAUCGUCUACGAAAUGGUAUGACUAAAAUGCAACUCCACAGCAAAGAAGUCAUCGAAAGAUUUAAAGAUUUGACUCCAAAAGCUAUGGAUUUAAUUCUGUAUAAAGCUGAGGAAUGUGUUGUUAACGAAAAAGAAAAAUAUUUUUCUCGAAGUCUUCUUCAUAUAAUGUGUCAAAUAAUGGAAGUGAUUCACACCGAAGGCUCAAAAAAUAAAAAGAAAAGUCUUUGGAUUAAUAUAUUAUGGAACUGUAGAGAAGUGAUCAAAACACAGAUCACUCGACUCAUCCUAUACUUGAUAUCUCCACUACAAUCCAUAGACGACAGACAUUUUAGUGUAUCACUCGUUACUUCAUUUAAUUGUUUUACAAAUUUAAUCAAAAUUAAUGAUGAAUUUGGACACAACUGUAAAUCAUUUAUUCUUGAUUUAAUGGAUGCGAUCAACGAUAGCAAAAAACUCAAAGAUUUACAUCUAUUGCUAAAAGUUAUUGACUCACAGAUAGGCAGUCCUCCAGAGAAACACUAUAAAGAAGCCAUAAGUCAGUGGUUUAAGUAUUUAUCGGAACAACAAACGAAUUAUGAAAAAACAAUAGAAUCGACUAAAGAUCGGACAUUGAAUCAGUUAAAGAAUUUAAGUCAAAAAGUUAUGGAAAGUGCGAUAUUUGUUACUCGAUCUGUGGUUGAGUCACAAAAUCAUGAAAGAAAACAAUACAUAUAUCAUCUUAAGAGUGAACGAACAAAGAGUUUUAUGUUAAAGAAAUCAUGGAAAUGGAUUGUCGAUCAAUUAACUCAUGAGAAGGCUGUUUGGUAUUUUGAAGAUUAUUUUCCAAACUCGUGGUCAUUGGAUCCGAUUGAAGCGCCGAACCGUAUUCGUCGCAAACUUACGAGAUGUUCACUUAAUAUUGCCGAUCGAUUUUUUUGUACCAAAAAUAACCAGAAAACCAGUCGAUUAUUGUUAUCAUAUAUAUUCAGUACGGAUACAACCGAUACAUCCAUUGUUAUCGGCAGACUUCACGCAAAUGAACGCAUUAUUUAUACAUCAAAUGCAUCGAUCAUAACACCAGAUGAAGAAUUUCCCGGAGAAAUAUUGAUCAGUAAUUCGUGUAUUCAUUUUAUAUGUGACAAUAAACAUACAAAUCAUCAAAUUAUUGGUGAAGUAAUUCAGACCAAAGUAUUGCCAUUUGAUGAGAUUCAAGAGAUACUUAAACGAAGAUAUCUCUUACAGAAUAAUGCAUUAGAAAUAUUCCUCACGAGUGGCUUAACUUAUUUCAUUAGUUUCGAGUCGACCACAAAACGUGAAGAUUUUCUGAAUCAAAUACAGGUUAAGAAUUUGCCGAAUGUUUCGGAAAGUAAAUGUUUGAUAGCAUUGACACAAAUGUGGAGAGAAAGACAAAUAUCAAACUUUGAAUACUUAAUGCAUUUGAAUAAACUUAGCGGAAGAACGUUCAAUGAUUUGAUGCAAUACCCGAUUUUUCCGGUCAUUUUAGCCGAAUAUUCUACAGAUUUCUUAGACUUAAGAAAUCCAAAGUCUUAUAGAAAUUUAGCGAAACCAAUGGCAAUACAAAACAAAGAACGAGAACAAUAUUAUUUGGAUCAAUACGAGUAUCUAAAGAAUGAAUACGACAGAAGUGAUAUUAACGGCGAAUCAUUAAUGGCGGCCACUAUUGCGCCCUUUCAUUAUGGCGCUCAUUACAGCAAUAGCGGUACUGUUCUCCACUAUUUGGUUCGGUUGCCGCCAUUCACACAAAUGUUUCUCAACUAUCAGGACAACAACUUUGACAUUCCCGAUCGUACGUUUCAUUCGUUGGCCACUACAUGGAGAUUGGCUACCGCUGAGUCGACCACCGAUUUUAAGGAAUCUAUUCCCGAAUUUUAUUUUUUGCCAGAAUUUCUAGUGAACAACGAAAGCUUUGAUUUCGGUGUCCGACAAAGUGGCGAACGUGUCCACAGCGUUAAGAUGCCGUUAUAUAGUCGAUCCAAUGCUCGCCUAUUUGUGUUGAUUAAUCGUCAGGCAUUGGAGUCUAACUUUGUCUCUCAAAAUAUUCACAAAUGGAUUGAUUUGGUUUUUGGUUACAAACAGACGGGUAAAGCAGCGGUUGAGGCCAUCAAUGUCUUCCAUCCGGCGACUUAUUACGGAACCGAUGCCACAAAAAUAGAGGACCCAUUGAAACGAAUGGCAAUUCAAACUAUGAUCAAAACAUUUGGCCAAAUGCCGCGACAACUGUUCGCUGUUCCGCAUCCAGUAUUAGUACACGACAUACAAUUGGCUCAAGAAAAAGAUGUGUCACAAGUGAUGGGUGAAGUAAUGGGUCUUAAGUGGGGAUCAUAUGUGGGCUCACCGGCCGAAUCUGAACCGACAGUCGUUUGGCGAAAGAGUCAUUCCAUUAAAAUGAGUCAAUUAAUGGCUUUAUCGACUAACGAUGUCUUCGCAAUUCCUCACAAUUCUAGUCUUUUUCUGACAUACAGUCGUCAAAAAGGUGGUGCACUUAUCAAUACAUCUUAUAUAACAUCAGUAGCCCUAUGCAUGUGGUCUAAUUCGGACCCAACCAUCAAAAUUAAAUUAGAUUCUUCAGCUAUCGUGUCUUUCUCGCCGGCAAAUGUGCUUUUAGAUGAGAUAACUUACUGUAAAUCAGUUCCUAAUUAUGAAGUUCUCCUCAUUGGUUACGCGUCGGGUAUAAUAAUUGYAUAUUUCAUUGCACAACCAAUUAAGUCAAAUCAAAUGGUUGAACUUAAAAGACCACAAACCACACUCUAUGGUCACUCUUCAGCGAUUAAAUGCAUUGAAAUAAGUAAAUCUUUCAGUAUUGCCGUUACGGGUGAUGUCAAUGGUGUUUGCAUUGUCUGGGAUUUGAACCGAUUUUGUUACGUCCGGUCUCUUCCUAACCAUAAGUUUCCAAUCGAAAUGUUCGCAAUCAGUGAAACGUUAGGUGAUAUCGUUUCAAUCAGUCAUCAAACGAUAAAACAACUGAAAAGUAUAUUUUGUGUCAAUACUAUUAAUGGUGAACUCGUUGGUCAAGUGAUAACAGAUUCAAAGAUAACGGCCGUAUGCUAUUCAACAGCACCGGAGGGCUUAUCGGUGAACGUAAUCGCCACGGCUUUUGUCGACGGAUCAAUCAAACUGUGGAGUUCUUGGGAUUUAACACCUGUUACACAACUUAGAUCUGAUAUUGAGCUUCCAAUCAAUUGUAUGACGUAUUCCAAUGACAAUCAGCUCCUAUAUGUGGCCUAUUCUGAUAAUACAGUAGUUGUUUGGGAAAAUAGUUGCAAUAAAAAACGGACUCCAAGUCUUACAAUUUUAUAAUUGUUUUUAAAAUAACAAAUUAAUUAUA